UGCGGGUCCAUUCCGUAUUUUAAAACGAACUAGUGAUGUUAAUUAUGUAAUUGAAACCCCUAAGAGACGUAAGAAACAACGUCAUGUACAUGUGAACCUCCUGAAAAUGUACUAUGAACGGGGUGAUUUGAAAGAAAAUAUGGAAAAUGUAAGAGGUUUCCAUGGUUGUACCUUCUAACGUCAGUAGUGAACAUAAUGAAAUCAUUUCUAUGGUAGAACUUAAUCUCACCAACUCAGUUAUCUUAGCUAAACUUGAUGAUAAACUUAAACAUCUUUCUGCUGCCCAAGCAGCAAACAUUGGUUCUCUUCUACAGGAGUAUGGUAAACUAUUCAGUGAUGUACCUCGUCUUUGCCCAUUGCUGGAACACGAUGUUGAGACUAGGGAUGCUCAACCAGUACGCCAAGCUCCCUAUCGCCUCAAUGCAGAGAAGAGGGCAUUCCUACAGGCAGAGGUUCAACGUCUGAAAGAACAGGGGAUCAUCAUUCCCAGCCUUAGCCCCUGGCAUCACCCGUGGUGCUAG
Molecule: messenger RNA, 521 nt
Organism: Penaeus monodon (black tiger shrimp)
Lineage: Eukaryota; Metazoa; Arthropoda; Malacostraca; Decapoda; Penaeidae
Exons: 1
Coding region: 162-521 (119 amino acids)
Source: RefSeq, a predicted model, not a curated record